AUGCCACCAGCAGCUGUCCGCAGGACUNCUUCUNCGGAUUCGACAGACAGCAUAAGAAAGCGUGUCGGCAAGGCCUGUGAUAGAUGUCGUCUCAAGAAGUCAAAGUGCGAUGGCAGUCAUCCAUGCACUAGAUGCAAGGCUGACAACGCUAUCUGCGUCUUCGGCGAGAGAAAGAAGUCUCAUGACAAGAUCUACCCCAAAGGGUUCAUGCUCGAGCAACAACAAGCACAACUGGUCGCUGGUCUCCAAGAAACAUACCGUCGUCUUGUCGAUGCAAAUGUCUGGCCUGGAAAACCAUUAUCUGAAGCUAGCGGACAACCUCUUACACACGAUAUCCUCGCAAGACUGGAUCUUUUGGAACCCAAGAAUGAUGGCAGCGGCGAGCACGAGCAUUUCGAAGAGGAUUGCCAGAAACUACAGCAAAGAUUGAUCUCAGAGGGCGCUUCUUUCAUGGUCAGAAGAAACUCCAGCGGCUAUGAAUCAGAUCACAGUCUUCCUCGCAAGCAUGCUCGCACAUCUUCUCGUUCGAGUGUACACAGCACACCGAUACCGACCAAUACAGCGCCAGUCUUCGAUGAGAAAUUCACAUUCCACCAGAGUGCUUCGCCAUCACCAGUUUCCCACAGCCCAGUAUCCAAGAUGUCACAACUACGUUCGCCGAUUAAGCCUUCACCGCUUCAUAAUGAAGCCGUCAACAACGAUGACUAUCUUGUGCCAUCCUGGCAGGAACAGUUCACACUCCGCGGGUUAUCAGCUGCCGAUCUUAUGCGAUCGCAAGCGGCAAUGCAGGUGCCAACACUACAGGAUGGCUUCCAAGCCGCAAUCGCAUAUGGAAACGCAUUUGAACCUCAACUAGAAUAUGACAACAUGAUGCCUUUCGGCAAUUCAAAUUAUGCCACACCGGCACAAGGAUUCGGAGCCUUCAACGCUCAGGAUUGGAUGAACGAACCAAUGGAAGUCGAUUUCAGCAAAUUCGUUCAAGUGUCGACGUGA
This is a messenger RNA of Aureobasidium vineae, 993 nucleotides long. NCBI's taxonomy places the organism in Eukaryota, Fungi, Ascomycota, Dothideomycetes, Dothideales, Saccotheciaceae. The record is from the annotation of a GenBank genome assembly.